AUGCAGAUACUACAAGGAGCAAUGUACGGACUCAACCAGUACGGGCAGGAGACCAGCGCCCAGCGGCUCUGUUUAAAGAAGCUGCGGGAGGUUGGGGCGAACACCUUCCAAUUUGCUCCUGGCACCUGUGAUCUCUGGAAUUGCAGCUCCGCAGAGGCACUGAAAAGUGGAGAGUGGAGUUCCGGGCUGUCGUCUCCUGCAGUCUUCAGUGAGCUUUGCGACUACCAGGACCCCAACCCCAGUGCAGGGAGGCGCCACAGCCCGGUGUUUGUAAAGCUUUGGGAGUGGAACUAUGCAGACAUCAGCAAAGAGUGCCAAGACUUUCUCGGGCCGAAUGGCUUUGAUGCCGUCCAGGUGUCCCCAGUCACUGAGCACAAACUUGGUCCCCAGUGGUGGACGAAGUAUCAGCCUGUGUCCUUCUCCCUGAGCUCACGCUCCGGCUCCACAGAAGACUUCGCGGCCAUGGUUGCCACGUGCCGUGCAAGCGGUGUGGAGGUGAUAGUGGAUUUAAUCAUUAAUCACAUUGCGACCCCAUGCAAGGAGGGGCGUGGGACGACUGAAGGGAUGCCGUGUGUUGGCUGGAACGGAAGCCUCUACGGCAACAGGCGCUUGGCCGGGGCCAGGGGUUGGGAUUCUGCCAGCCCUGAGCUCUUCAAUCAUUUGGAAGACUCUCUGAUGGAGAACUGCGUUGUGGGUCCUCCAAGCUGGACUUGCAAGGCUGGCAGCAUCGAUGUCACUGACUGCAGCUGCUGCAGUUGUGAUUUCCUGAAGCUUCCAGAUUGGAAUACGGCCCUGCCUGCAGUGCACGACAUGCACAUGAGACAUGUGCAAGAGCUGCAUGACAUUGGUGUAACCAUGUUGAGGGUCGACCUCUCACUGUUUGAGUCCAUUGCGGAGCUGAGCAACGUGCUCAACACUGUCCCGUGGCACUUUGUUUACCAAGAGUGGUGGUGGGAAGCCCCGGACCCAAUGCGCCACCGUUACAUCGGACAUUUUCGAGACAUUACUUACAGAUAUCUCAUCACACACUACUUGGGCAACUCGACGCUGGCCAAGCUGCCAGAGGCCUUGACGUUGUCGCGAGGGCAUGACGAGAUCCGUCCUGAGACGAGCAUUUAUCCGAUAGCUUUUCAUGACGGCCGAACUUGGAAAGCAAACCCCGCCAAUGCCACCUACAAGAACGGCCUGGAGUUUCAUCAGCAGCAGAAGUUUAUGCUGGCCUGGCCAAUGGGGGCGUCUGUGCUGCACCUCGUCUCGUGCCAUGGAGGGUUUAAAACUUAG
This is a messenger RNA of Symbiodinium pilosum, 1281 nucleotides long. The record is from the annotation of a GenBank genome assembly. NCBI's taxonomy places the organism in Eukaryota, Dinophyceae, Suessiales, Symbiodiniaceae.